This is a messenger RNA of Cladophialophora carrionii CBS 160.54, 606 nucleotides long. RefSeq lists its product as uncharacterized. The transcript has a single exon. The record is from RefSeq and is a predicted model, not a curated record. NCBI's taxonomy places the organism in Eukaryota, Fungi, Ascomycota, Eurotiomycetes, Chaetothyriales, Herpotrichiellaceae. The coding region runs from base 1 to 606 and encodes 201 amino acids.
AUGAGACUACCGCGGCCUCUAUCCACCGAGUACGUGAUUGCGUCUGUUGGUCGAGACAUUCAAGCUGCUGCUCGAUCAAGCUAUCCAUCAAGACACACACCAUUCGUGCAACCGUUCAGCACGUCUCCCUGUCUCUUACAGAAGAACCGCAUCUUCACCCCGUUCCGCACACCGCCCCAAUUUUACGAUGCUCUCCGUCUCAUAUCUGCCAACAAUACGCUGCUGUUGACGCUCUUUACCACCUCAGCAUGCACACCUUGCCGCACGAUAACCCCCUUACUCACCUCGCUCAUCGAAACACGUCCUCCCUCCCCGGAAGAUAAGUACUCGCACCUCGCGUUUGCAGAACUCGAGCUCGACUCACCCGACAUGAGCAAUGGCAAGAUGCUCGACCUGGGCGUGCAGUACGCAGUCACCAGUAUGCCAACGUUGAUCGGAUUCGGCGGCAGAAGAGCAGAAAGAGUCACGGAACGGAUAGUCGAUACGAGGAUGUUAAGCAACGAAGGGGUCAUGGCAAAGUGGAUCGAUGAGGAGAUGAAGAAGGGCGAUCCAUUCCCAGGCCAAACGGGAACUGGAGGGCUUUUGAGCAAGAUAUUCGGAUCGUGA